ACCCUGGUGCCGCUGCUGACUGAGGAGGACCCCGACACGCUGGCCGCCUGCUGGGCCGCCCUGGGCGCCGUCACCGCCUCCAUCCCCAAAGAGAUGCAGCCCAGCUUCGUGCGCUGCCUCAAGGACGCGGUGGCGGCGGCGCGGGACAAGGAGCGGCGCAAGCGGCGCGGCGGCGGCGGCGGCGGCGGCGGCGGCGGCGGCAAGGCGCCGCUCGUGCCGGGCCUCUGCCUGCCCAAGGCGCUGUCGCCGGUGCUGCCCAUCUACCUGCAGGGCGUGCUGCAGGGGUCGUCUGCCGAGCUGCGCGAGCUGGCUGCGGAGGGGCUGGGGGAGCUGGUGGAGGUGACGGGGGAGGAGGCGCUGAAGCCGUUUGUGGUGCAG
Chlorella variabilis is the source of this 378-nucleotide messenger RNA. RefSeq lists its product as hypothetical. Gene Ontology annotation, cellular component: cytosol. The annotation marks the transcript as partial. NCBI's taxonomy places the organism in Eukaryota, Viridiplantae, Chlorophyta, Trebouxiophyceae, Chlorellales, Chlorellaceae. Gene Ontology annotation, biological process: cellular response to amino acid starvation; regulation of translation. The record is from RefSeq and is a predicted model, not a curated record. The transcript has 2 exons. Gene Ontology annotation, molecular function: protein kinase regulator activity.